This is a messenger RNA of Desarmillaria tabescens, 1675 nucleotides long. RefSeq names its product RNA polymerase III transcription factor IIIC subunit-domain-containing protein. The transcript is spliced from 13 exons. Bases 50 to 1555 code for a protein of 501 amino acids. Gene Ontology annotation, molecular function: RNA polymerase III type 2 promoter sequence-specific DNA binding; RNA polymerase III type 1 promoter sequence-specific DNA binding. Gene Ontology annotation, cellular component: transcription factor TFIIIC complex. The record is from RefSeq and is a predicted model, not a curated record. Gene Ontology annotation, biological process: transcription initiation at RNA polymerase III promoter. NCBI's taxonomy places the organism in Eukaryota, Fungi, Basidiomycota, Agaricomycetes, Agaricales, Physalacriaceae.
GAAGUUACCUUGAUUUUACCUUUGACUUCGUUUCUGCUUUACCUUCGAGAUGGAUUCCAAUGAUGAACCCCAGGCAUCUACUUCAGGCUCUGCCUCUGCGUCCAGAGAGGCAGUGGCCUACUCUCUACCUUCGACGCCUUUUUAUUCCGUAGAGUAUCCUGGUCGCGUCAAACCUACUUCUGUUCCAGAGGCUAUUCGUAGCCUGGGGGGUCAGGCAAGCCUGGAUAGCGCAUUCAGACGCGCCGCAUCGAAAGCAGAAUCUCUUGUAGAGCUCAGUCUCAGGCCUGACAACCCAUUCUCUCAUCCCAUUCCGGGCGAAGUUGUAGCUUCCAAUGCCAUUCUAUUGAAGGUUGUCAAACGGAAGAAAAAGGAGAAAACAGAAGGCGCAGAGGAUGGCUUUAUUGGAGAAUAUACAACCGAAGCAGUCGGUGUCAUUCCCAAGACUAUAAGAUUUCGAAGUUUGGCUGACUACCAGUACCAACCCGAUGUUGAAGAUCCUAUGAGUAAACUCCGCAUGUCUAUGUCUUCCAUGGAUGUGGAAGCCAUUCGCGCAUACCGAUUUCCUGAAGAAAAGGCCGACUACAUGGUCCCAGCCAACCCUUCACCACCAUCUUCACAAACGCUACUACCACCUACAUCGACCUCGGAUCCCGACUUUGAAAUGAAUCUAGAUCCGCAACUACUGGAUGACCCGAAACCUGCGCCUGCUUCCGAUUCUGACAUGCGAAGCAACCUUCGCCUGUUCCCUCCACCAAUCUUCAGCAGACAAACUAUUCCUCAAGUAUACAACUACAAGGCAAACACCGCCUCCAUUGUCUCAACAACCGUCGACGAAGAGACUGGCGAGGAGAAGAAAAGACUCAUCAAUCGUAUGCGCUGGAAAGGCUAUGGACCUGCCACAAUAUCUUUCACUGACACAACUGUUCCCGACAAGCCACCUCAGAACGUUGAGGCUGUUCGCGCUCAAGUGGAUCAGAGAAUACUAGAAAAGCUUGAAGAGGCCAGGGAAAUCCACAAGUCAUUCGUUUUGUUCAUUCAUCAGCUGCUACUGCCUCUUGUUUGUUAUGUCUUCCAGGAUGGGCCAUGGCGCGAUACGUUGGUCAAGUUCAGUUACGACCCUCGCAAACACACGGAUGCCAGAUUAUUCCAGCGGUUGUACUUCAGGAAUGCCAACCACCCCAUUGCUAGGCCAUCAGUUGCUACGAGGCGUCAAGAUCGUUCGGCCACUAACGCCUUUCUGGAACAUGGCGUGGACAAAGAUCUCGAACGCAGUGAUCUGCGCGAGACUUGUGAUGAACGCGACGGAUGGCCGUGCUUCGGCAUAAAUUUCUUCUCCCUUCUCGACGGACAUAUUGCGACUGACGAAGAAUGUCGUAACCUACUCGCAGCCCACGAAGGUUCAACUAGCAGGACAGUUACGUCGUCUAGGAAUGCAAAAUUACGCUCUGGGAAGCACAAUAUGGCGAAGGGAGCCUUGAGACCAGAGGACGCUGCGGCGCUGCGGUUGAGAGCGACACUAGAUCGAAACGCAAAGAAUAUUCCGAUACAGCGUUAAGGGCAGCAGGUUCACCUCUCCAAACUCAAGCGGUUGGUAUGCAUAUGUUAGUAUGUUGGUGUAAAAGUCGUUCGCACGACGAACGGGUGUAGGCGAUAGCAACACUUCACACAGGAAUGA